Molecule: messenger RNA, 3705 nt
Organism: Physcomitrium patens
Lineage: Eukaryota; Viridiplantae; Streptophyta; Bryopsida; Funariales; Funariaceae
Source: RefSeq, a predicted model, not a curated record
CCCUGUCAACCCUUUAAUCACUUCCCUUUGCCCUCUCGCUGCGAAACCCUGGCGUGUGCUCUCCCAUCGAAUUGCUUGAAUCUGCACUAACAUACAUGACGCAUGCAAACAAAGUGACACCUCUUUACCGCACGUAAACAACGUGAGAGCGAGGAGCCGUGGAUGGUAGGGAUGAGGAUUGGCAAAAAGAUGACGGGGCAUUGAACAGCAUAUCACAAUCGUAUCCUGGCUAGACUUGUACGCAAUCGAAUUGCGAGGCAGGAGCGGAUCCGAAUGAUGUAUAGGACGGAAGACUUCUAUAACCUGGAAUAUGGUAAUAUUGAACUUUAGUCGGAGAUUACAUUACGCUUACAAUGCUGUUGAUUGAACUGUCAAAAGAACAUCGUACUCAGAUUUGGUAACCUCCCGACGAGCUUCACCGGGCUUGUUGUCAGAGUCAACGCAUCAGCUGCCUUGAGAUAAGAAAUUUCUCCAGUGUCACCGAUCAAUUACAGCAAGAAGGAUGACACGGGAUCGACUGUAGGAAUCUCUUUCGUAAGAGCAAAGUGUCACAAAUAUCCGAGAUAAGUAGCAAAAAACAGCACUUUCACCUUUGAAGAGGAACACCUGAAGCAUAACUGCGGUUGUCCAAACCAACCAACGAGUAGAAGCUUCCAUUCACUUGUAACACUUUCUGAAAGACCACGUCUUUCACCAUGGACAACAAGUCCAGUUUGGAACGACACUUAUCAGAUAACGUCGUCCUGGGCGAGUAUGUGAUAGACAGAAGAACGAGGAAAGGCGAUCCUGGAUACUAGUUUUUUCUAUUUUAUACUUUCUUCUCGUAUUUUUUUCCGCUUCUAUCUCACCAUCUUCUAUUUCAUGCAGUUGGUCACCGAAGUCGGGCGAAUCCUUUGUUGUUUUUUUUUUUUUUUUUAUCUUACUUCUGAUACCAAUGUUGAGUAGAUAUUGUAAGCCCUGUGUGCAUGUGUGUGUGUAGUGCUGAAUACAGUGAGGUACACCAGUGUUUGUUAGUAGGUUCGAUAUUGGGUCACCUCGGACUUACUUGAACUAGUCUCUUGCAUUCAUUGUUGAAUUUUGAAUUUUGAGGUGGAAAUCGUCGUGUUGGAGCCUCUCCAUCUUCGCUUUGGGACGACCCUAGAAUCAGUCAAAUUGGAGUUAGAAUGAAACUUUUUGACAACAAUUGAAGUGGUAAACUGGCCCUUCGCACCUUAGAUUAUCCAACCAACUUAUGAGAGAAGCAAUGAUGAACUGUGAAAUAUUGGAUUGCUACAAAUACUGGUGUUGUUAAACUUCAGCAACAAGCGAAGGAUUGUUCCAGCAGUUGGUGUCGCAGUCUAAGGGUUUCAAGCAAUCCUUACAGCUUCGCCCCUUGCGUCCCUUUGUAUACUUCCUUUCGCCCUCUUGCAGUAAAACCCUCGCUGUAGUGUCCUGUCUUCUCGCUUCAAAUUGCUCAAAUCUGCGCUAAAAUACAUGACGCUGUGACAUCUUUGUGCCGCAUGCAAACAACGUGAGAGCGAGGAGCCGUGGAUGGUAGGUAGUGAUGUGGAUUUGUUUUUGGUUCCUAGAUUGUUAUGAUGAUUUUCUGUGUGUUUCGAGUAUGGUGCUCGAGGUGAUGAUCGGAAGCCACACAAUAGGGUUGAUCAUAAGCUCAUGUUUGGUGUAUCCAAUGCAAGCCAGUGAACUAUUGAGAGGUUUUGGGUUUUUUAAGAAGAUUGAAUAUUGUAAAUAUUGGCAAGAAGAUGCGUUGAACAACAUAUUACAAUUGUAUCUUGGCUAGGCUUCUGUGCCAUCGGAUUGUGAGAUAGGAGUGCUUUAAAGGACGGAAGAGAUCUUCAAGUUGGAGUAUGAGUUGUACUCAAAGCAAGAGAAGUUGAUAUUGGAGAUGUGCUUAUUGAAUGCUAUAAUUACAAUCAAGAAAUGGAGGUGUUAUUGAAGACAAAAGUUGUAUUAAAUAAAAAACAAUAUGCAAAUAUUUGCCAACCACUUGGCAGUGUUAUCAAAGUAUUUGAAGACUUGAGAGCUUGUUGCAAUGGAAGGAGUGAAUAUAAAAUUCUAUUUUAGAAAUUUCAGUAUAUGACAUUAAGGAUAUACAAGUUGAUAAAAGCUUGUGCACAAGAACAAUGGUGUGAAGCAAGUAUCUUUCAAAUGGAAAACAAAGAAAUGUUUAGAGAGUUAUUAUGGGACUUGAAGACUUGUUAUGAUGUGGGAAUUAAUCUAUUAUCAAAGAAGUGUCCAAAAAAGAUAUUAUACUUGUAUUGUUUGAUGUUUCAACUCGUGAAGAAGUUAAAUAUGAUGGUGAAGAACUUUUCAAAUGAUUGGACCAUAGAAGUAAAGAUGUUCAAUUUAAAGAUUGUGAAUUAGUAAAGUAUCUAUCAACAAGAUUGAGGAACUUGUGGCGUGUAGAUGGUGGAGAGAUGGAUUUUUUGGAAGUAUCAAGUAAUAUCAAAAGUUUAGAGCUUGGGAGAAACAUAAAUAAAGGUUUAUUUGGAGAAGUUUAUGAAUCAAAGUCGUUUGGACUUGCAACUGCAACAAAAAUAAUGGAUGCUAGUUUGAAUAAUAUGUUCAUGAAAGAAAUGAGUAUCUUAGCUAUCACAAGCCAUCCAAACUUGAUCAAAUAUUAUUAUGCUGCUAAAAGUGAUACAAAUGAGAAUGAAGAGACUUCAAAGAUAAAUAAUUCAAGAGAAAACGUAUAUUUGGUGAUGGAAUUGAUGCAAACAAGUUUGAGCAACAUAUUGGAGGCAAAAAGAGCAAUGCCAUACUACUUUCAUAUUGAUGUUAUUUAUCAAAUUGUAAGUGGAAUGUGUUAUUUACAUGACAUGCAAAUUACACAUCAAGAUUUAAAGCUGGAGAAUGUACUACUUAAUGUUAUAGAUGGUGGUAAAUCUGGUAAUGGUUUACAUUAUGCUAUUGUGAAGUUGAUUGAUUUUGGUUGUUCAAAGAUCAAUGUGGGUAGGAAUCAAAAAGUUAAAGAAAAUAAAUACAUAUAUGGGACUUUAAGAUACACAGCUCUAGAGAUAUUGAAAAGUACAAUGGAAUCAACAAAGAUGUGUGCUUUUGAAGCAGAUGUGUAUUCUUUUGCAAUGACAUAUUCUAAGAUUCUUUCAGGUGAAGAUCCAUUUGAUGGUAUCAACACUAUAAAAGAAUUAUUGAAAAAGAUUGAGAAAGGUGAAAGACCAAAGUUGCCUUCAAAUUGUGAUGAUUUGAGUAAAUUGAUUGAAGAAUGUUGGACUUUGAAUCCUUCUAGAAGACCAAGUUUUGGGGACAUUUGUAAGAGACUCACAACAUUGAAGAAAAAAUACUUGGUCGGAAUUGAUGUAGCCAAAACACCUCAUUUUGGAGCAUUUAAGAAAGAAGAUCAUGAAAGGAGUAAAUCAAAGGAUGUUCAUAUUGGUGAUACAUUGAUAAGUUUUAUAUUCGAGAUUUGGUGUGAUAUGAACCUUGCAUUGGUUUGUUUGAUUUCAAGAUCUACACAUUCAAAUAUGUGUAAAUUAAUUUAAUGAAGUUGUUUUGUCAAAAUAUGAAUAUGUGGUUAGAUUAUUUAUUUAGAGACUAUGGCAUGAAUUGUAUAUUUUGUUAACAUCUUGAUUUGAUUAUUUGCACAAGUACAUGAUUGUAAAGAUAAUGUAAUAGGUAUAGAACAACGUUUGUCAAACAUCAAACAUCUAUGCAAGAAUGGAAUAAAUGCAUUGUGUUUUGUUGGUA